Messenger RNA from Metopolophium dirhodum (rose-grain aphid), 2760 nucleotides. RefSeq lists its product as uncharacterized. The record is from RefSeq and is a predicted model, not a curated record. The transcript has 4 exons. Lineage: Eukaryota; Metazoa; Arthropoda; Insecta; Hemiptera; Aphididae. The coding region runs from base 1 to 2760 and encodes 919 amino acids. Gene Ontology annotation, biological process: DNA repair; telomere maintenance. Gene Ontology annotation, molecular function: DNA helicase activity.
AUGAUCCCAAAUUUAAAAAGAGGUCUCAUUGAAUCAUUGCAAACAGUUUUGCGUGAAAAUAAUCACCUCAUACAGAGCUUUAGAUCUAAUCUGGAGUCGAGGUCGUUUGAUGAGUUGCAAAACUUUAAGUUAAUUAUUCAUGCCGACAGAGUUCCUCAAGAUGAACACAGAGGUCAAUAUAAUGCACCUACCAUCGAUGAAGUAGCUGUAUUAUUAGUUAAUGAAGAUAAAGGUCCCAGAGAUAUAGUUCUGCAUGGUCGGAGUGGACACUUGAGUCGAGUUUCCGAAUUGAAUAGAUCUUAUGAUGCACUGCAAUAUCCAUUGAUGUAUACUAGAGGCGAAGACGGUUAUCACAUUAAUAUAUUACAGGAAAAUAACCAAAAUCGAACCAAAACUGUAUCCUGCAUGCAAUUUUAUUCUUAUAGGUUUAUGGUUAGAGAAACAAGUCUAAAUCAUCUACAUUAUUACAAAACAUUAUUCAGCCAAUUCGCCGUAGAUAUGAUGGCAAAAAUGAUUUCUGAAAGACUACACUUUAUUCGUAACCAUCAAAAACAACUACGUGCGGAUGAUUAUGUUCACCUCCGAGAUGCUGUUAACAAUGAUGCAAAUAUUAAUGCUAAUAACGUGGGUGUUGAAUGGCAAAAACGAGGUUUGCCACACUGCCACAUUCUUUUGUGGUUACAAACGAAAAUACAGCCAGAUGAAAUUGAUAAAAUUAUUUCUGCCGAGAUACCAAACAAAGACAGAGAUCCUAUACUUUAUGAAAUAGUAUGCAAGAAUAUGAUUCAUGGCCCAUGCGGCGAGUUAAAUAUUAGAUCGCCAUGUAUGAAUAAUGGAAAAUGUAGUAAGAAAUACCCUCACAAAUCGGUCAAGGAUACUCAAACUGGAGAUGAUGGUUAUCCGACUUACCGACGGAGAUCACCAGAUGAUGGAGGUUAUACUGCAAUAUUAAAAGUUCGUGGUCAAACAGAAAUCGUGGUUGACAACCGUUGGGUUGUACCGUAUUGUCCAGUGCUAUCUAGGUGCUUUAAUGCGCAUAUUAACGUAGAAUACUGUCAUUCGGUUAAAGCGAUAAAAUACAUAUGUAAAUAUAUUAAUAAAGGAUCAGAUAGAGCUACUUUUUCUGUUAAUCGUGAAAACGAUGAGAUUACAAAUUAUUUGAAUGGUCGAUAUAUAUGUACUUCUGAAGCGUUUUGGAGAAUUUUCAAUUUUGAUAUCCAUGAUAGAGAUCUGACAGUUCAGCACUUGGCUGUUCAUAUAGAAAAUGGACAGCGUGUUUUCUUUAAUGCUAAUAAUCUUCAUCAAGUUAUUGAAAAUCCAAGAAAAACGACACUAACUGCAUUUUUUGAACUGUGUUCACAUGAUGAUUUUGCAAAAACACUGUUCUAUCAUGAAGUUCCUUCUUAUUACACCUGGGGUAAUAGCAGAGGCUGGUUAAAGAGAAGACGGGGAAAAGAUGUUCCAGGUUGGCCAGGAAUAAAAAUGGACACUGCCAUUGGUAGAAUUUACACGAUUCACCCAAAUCAAAGUGAGUGCUACCAUUUAAGAUUGUUACUAAAUUAUGUACAAGGUCCUACUUCAUUUGAAAGCUUGAAGGCCUUUGAUGGAGUCAUUCACGCGACUUUUAAAGCUACCUGUUUUGCUCUUGGGCUUUUAGAAAAUGACGAGCAAUGGAAAAAUACUCUAGCGGAGGCAACUCUUUCAGAAAGUCCUUCAAAAUUAAGAGAAUUAUUCGCAAUAAUCAUAGUUUUCUGCCAACCGCCUGAACCUCAAUCUUUGUGGGAAAAGUUCAGAAAUGAUUUUUGUGAAGAUAUUCUUCAUACAGAGCGCACUCGAUUAAAUGACUUGCAAUUUACUUUUUCUGAUGAAAUAUUUAAUAGAGGUUUGAUUGAAAUAGAAGAUAAAGUUGUUUGUCCAUCUGAAAAAUAUUUAACUGAAUUUGGAAUGAACUCACCUGUUCGAAAUGAAAAUGCAUCUGAUCCUUUUGAAUUCUCAAUUUUGCGUUCUUACGAUAAUAACCGAUUACAAGAAUUUAAAGCAUCCUCAGGUAAAGUUGCAUUAGCAGUAGCUUCAUCUGGUAUGGCAGCAACUCUCCUUAGUAGCGGCAGAACUGCUCACUCGACUUUCAAGUUACCGUUAAAUGUAUUAUUUGAUACAGAAUACGUUUGUCCGAUUCGUAAAAAUGGCCCUCUUGGAAAAAUUCUUCAAGAAACCGCAUUCGUUGUGUGGGAUGAGUGUACAAUGAGUCACAGAUCACAUAUCGAAGCAAUUGAUCGAACAUUAAAAGAUCUUAGGUGUAAUAAUAAGUUUAUGGGUGGCAUAACAUUUGUUUUCGCUGGUGAUUUCCGUCAAACCUUACCAGUAAUCCCUAAAGGUACUCGAGCUGAUGUCGUUAAUGCUUGCUUAAAAUCUUCCCCUAUAUGGAACUAUGUUGAAAAACUUUAUUUGCGAACAAACAUGAGAGUUUAUUUAUGCGGAGGGGACGAUAUUUUUCCAGCACAGUUGUUGAAAAUUGGAAAUGGAACUUUAGAAAAUGAAAAUGGUUACAUUUCUGUCAAUCACACGAUUGGACGGGUGGUCAAUAACGUGGAAGAGUUGAUUUCUACAGUUUAUCCUGACAUUUUUAAUCUGUCCAAUAAAUCUUAUCAAUGGUUAUGUGAAAGAGCUAUUAUCUCUCCAAGAAAUGUAACAGCAGAAGAAAUUAAUGAUAUCAUCCUUCUAAAAUUCGAUGGACACUCACGUGAAACUCACGCCAGAUGA